Siniperca chuatsi (mandarin fish) is the source of this 2950-nucleotide messenger RNA. Its product is annotated as zinc finger protein interacting with ribonucleoprotein K-like. Bases 867 to 2291 code for a protein of 474 amino acids. NCBI's taxonomy places the organism in Eukaryota, Metazoa, Chordata, Actinopteri, Centrarchiformes, Sinipercidae. The transcript is spliced from 4 exons. The record is from RefSeq and is a predicted model, not a curated record. Gene Ontology annotation, biological process: regulation of transcription by RNA polymerase II. Gene Ontology annotation, molecular function: DNA-binding transcription factor activity, RNA polymerase II-specific; RNA polymerase II cis-regulatory region sequence-specific DNA binding.
UUUUCUCACCUUGCCUCCUUUUCUUCCACAUUCUUGGAAAAGGUGUAAAAUUUGAUCUUCACUAAACAGAAGAGGACCCAAUAUGGAUCCUUGAGGGGGACCCCCAGUUUAGAUCAAAUUUCUAGGGUCACAAAUCACAGAUUUGGCCUUCAGAAUUCAAUUUGUCUUAAAUCAUUAAAAUGAUAACUAGUUUACUAGUUUAUAGGUGACUAUUUUAAUCAAUCUUGUAUUUUAUAGGUUAAUGUAGGCUAUUUGUUCUGCAGAAGGGGUUACAGUAGUGUAAACUAUUUGUUUUCAAAAGUGGACUGGCGGUGGUCUGCUUUUCAGGACUGACAAAUGUGGUCAGUAAGGAAAUCUAAGAAAUAAAAAUAAAAAAAAAUUAAGAAAAUGUAAGCCUACUUUAAAAAAAAAAAAGAAAAAAAGGAACAAGUGUUCUCAAUUGACCAUCAUUUUUGUGUUAUACAAGAUGAUUUGUAUAGAGAUCUUGGCCUGGCAGAUGGCCAAGCUAAUUUUAGACAAAACGUCAAGCAAUCCUGUCACUUCUAAGGCCGCACAGUUGUCUGACAGAUUUGUAAAGGUAAGUCACUUUUAGUUUUACUGAAAAACCUAGGAGUGAUGGCAAACAAAGGCGAAGGCCAUCAUGUCAGACUGUUCAUCUCUUCCUUGUUGGUUGUAAUUUCACUGCGUGUCUACUCGUGUAUUUACGGUAGAACCUUCCGCCACACGGAAGAAAAGGUUCCAGCUAGCUAGAAAUAGGGAUGUAAAAUUUUCUAGUGCGUCGGUCCUUUUAUCAAUUUUUAAAAGAAUCACUGCGUGGAAGGACCCAUUUAUUAUUUUUCCUCGUAUAUUACUUUGCAUUAAUUAACAUGGCGACGUGCAUUCCCUUUCAAACCCAGUUAUCCUCAAUAAUGGAGGUUUUGGUUAAAGCAGCAGUGGCAGAGAUAUCCAAACUAGUCGAUGACAAAUGUGCGUUUUUGCAUCUUGAAAUAUCCCGAAAGCAAAGCGAGAAUGAGAUGCUGAAAAGGAAAUUACUAAUGAUGGAGAACAAGAAUGCACAGCUGCAGCGCGGGUUUGAAAACUACAUGGACCGAGGAACUGAUGUGGGGAGCAACUGUCCGCAUCCCACAGGCGAUAUAAAGUUUCCUGAGAUUGAAGAUGCCACUGUUUCAUUCACAAUUAAAGAAGAGAGUCCAGAUGAGACGCUGUGGAUCAGUGAUUCUGCUGGGCCGAUUGGUUCUGCUGUACAGUAUCCUAAUCCAGCUACUGCUCCAGAGAGCCAGCAGCUUGAAGAGGACCAUCCGUUAAACCAUUCAGAGGUCGCCGGGCAAAAACCUUCAGAGUUCGGUGACUUGUAUAACUCUGGCCAGCUUGCAGGAGACAUCAGUAGCCUUCAGUUUACCGUCAAGAUGGAGAAGGAAGAGAACCGAUCACGAUUCAGUCAGGAUGGAUGUCAGCACAGCGCAGGGAAGCAGACUCAACUUGCUGCUGACUUUUCCAUGGAUGAAAGAGAGAAUCAACUCUGGUCAUCCAUAAUUGAAGGUAAUGACAUUGAUGCUGAUUUUCCUGACUUUUCUAGCGUGGUAGAGGAGUAUUCCAACACAUUCCCAGACCAUUCUGAUGCUCACGUGGGUUCUAACACUAUCAAGUCGGCUAGUGUCCAGCAGUUGUCCUCUCAGAGGCAGUGUAAUGGGAUCUACAGCAGUGAGUAUCAGAAGGAUGUUCCACAGUCGUCCAGUUUUCAACCCAGACCUCAGGGUAACCUGUCACAGCAAGACAGGCAGAAAGAACAAAUUUACGCGCAGAGAAACCCCUCGCAUGUUGCACAUCCGAGGCAGCCAGAUGAACACCCUGAGACGGAGGCUGCAGCUGGAGAUAGACCUCCCUCGCACAACACUUUCACGCCAGGCAGCUUCGCCCCUCACACCCACCACAAACCUCUCUCUGGCAUGGCGCGGGGCUACGUUUGCUCGCAGUGCGGAAAGACGUUCGGCCGUCUGCACCAGUUCAAGCUGCACCAGCAAAGUCACAAGAGAAAGCGAGCGUUCUGGUGCACGGUGUGCGGGAAGAACUUCCAGUGUUCAUCCCACCUCAGCAUACACCACCGGACACACACGGGCGAGAAGCCGUACGGUUGCGGACAGUGUGGGAAGAGGUUCACGCAGCAGAGCAGUCUCAGGGUCCACCAGCGCACACACAGCGGGGAGCGGCCCUACAGCUGCUCGCUGUGCGGGAAAACCUUCAUCCUGAUGCACCAUUUGAAGCGGCACAGAAUCAUUCACACAUACAGCUGAGGUGGAGGUGUCUAAAGGGAUGUUGCUCAGGUGAAAAGACACAAAUGACCCUCAAAACCAAAUCAAAAAGCCAGUGAGUGGCAGCUUUUUUGUUUGGGAUUUGUAACCUUGUGGCGUUGCUCACGGACUUUGUACAUUAAUGCAUAUUUUACUAUGCAAAAUCCAUCCAAUUUUAAUAUGUUUGCUUCUUUUUUAAAAUACUUGUCUUAUAAUUAUUAAAACCUAAAACUGAAUUGCACCCUCAAACAGAAUUCACACAAGUCAGUAUUUUAAGACCACCUCCAAAGCUAGAAAUCCAAAAAACAAUGUCUAAAAAGUGGAGUCAUUAAAAAAAGAUCCUGCAGAUUUCCCCUUACAGUUACCUGCAUACUGAUCUUCACUCAGUUUGUUUUAGCUUCUCAUGUAGAAAUAUGCCUUACUUCAUCUCAGCACUGAAGCUGUAGAAGCACAAGCUUAUUAUCCCCAUAAACUCUCCCCUUUACAGUCACAAGAGGGCUUUCCAUUCAGAGCCAGUGAAGCACCUCUCAGGUUUAUGUUUUAUGUCAACAUUGUUAAAAAGCCUGCCUGACUAUUGCUCCGAGUUGAAUUUUUCCAUAAAACAUAUCCCCAAAAUCCUUUUGCCAUUUGUUAUGAUUUAUAUUAAAGGAUCAUUAAAAUCA